Molecule: messenger RNA, 2040 nt
Organism: Apiotrichum porosum
Lineage: Eukaryota; Fungi; Basidiomycota; Tremellomycetes; Trichosporonales; Trichosporonaceae
Exons: 13
Coding region: 1-2040 (679 amino acids)
Biological process (GO): secondary metabolic process
Molecular function (GO): CoA-ligase activity
Source: RefSeq, a predicted model, not a curated record
AUGUUUGGGCCGGCACUGUCGCUUGGAAAGCCUGCUGUCGGUGAUGGCCGAGUGAGAUUCCGCAUACCGAGAUGGCGUCUGGCGGCAAUGACCGGCGACAGGUUGUCAUCCACCCGGGGGCCGGCGGCCCCGCAGCAGCGUCCCCGCAUCCCCACCUCCCCACCAGCAUGUGCUAUGCUCUCUGGGACGUACCUGCUGCGUCUAUUCGCAUUCGCAUCUCUCUUCAACUACACAAGCAGUAUCAACGACAAUGUCUUGGCCAGUCAAGAACAUCCCAAUCACGGAAUGUGGGUUGGGAACGCUGCCAUGUGGGUCAAGCUGACCGUCAGGCGACCGUAUGAUGUGCCAACCGGGCACCUCGCGCCCUCCUUCCGUGUCUUCCUCCUCAAACAGUUGGAGCAGUACAGCGAUCGCAUUAUGCUCAACGCACCUCUCGACCCUACAGGCAACCUUGGCGAGCGCGAGGACGUGACGUAUGGUGAGGUCGCACGUCGCGCACUUGACCUUGCUGCAUGGCUCCGCAAGCAGGGUGUCACUGCCGGCAGCUUUGUUGGCCUGGUCGGGUACAACAGCAUCGAAUGGGUAGUUGGCUUUGUUGCGAUUCAGCUCCUUGGCGCUGUGACCGUCAUGGUUAACGCGGCCGUCAAACCCGACUCGAUGGCUCACUGCCUCAACCUCGUCAAGCCCGUCGUUAUCCUCGCCGACGGCCCCUGUUCAUCGUCAAUCACGUUGAUUCAGGAUGAGCUCAAGGACUGCGGCAAGGUUUACGCUUGGUCGAAGCUUGGUGUUACAGGCAACGUCGAGGUUCUCGACUUUAAGAGCAUGAAAGUAUCGCCCUCGGACGCCGCCGACGUGAAGAAUGGCGUCGGCAUCAAGGACAUCCACCCCGACAGCGACUCGACCAUAUUUUACACCUCCGGCACCACCGGCUACCCCAAGGCCGUGCUCUCGAGCCAGCGCGCUUCGCUGCACAACGUCAUCUCGUCCCAAAUCCUUCUUGGCCGAGCCGCCCUUCGUGCCGGCGCCCCACUUGAGAUGGUGAUGCCUCUCAUCUCCAACCCACCCCCCGAUCAGCGCACCAUUCUCAUGGUUGUGCCCUUCUUCCACGCUACUGGAUGCCUGACCAUGCUCUCCAAGGCAUUCUGGGAGGGCAGCAAGCUCGUCCUCAUGCCCCGCUGGAACGUCGACGAUGCUAUCGACCUCAUGAUCAAGUACAAGGUUAACGUCAUUGGUGGCGUGCCCUCCAUUGCGACAGCUAUUAUUCAGUCGCCCCGCCUCCCCAAGGACCUGGACCUCCUGGGCUGUAGCUACGGCGGAGCGGCACCUGCGUCGCGCCUCCCUGGCGACCUUAGGAAGCGCUGGCCCGACUUGGUCUCGGCCCAUGGUUGGGGCAUGACUGAGACCAACGCGCUUCACACCAGUAACGCCGGAAUGGACUAUGUGAUGAAGCCCAAGAGCUGUGGUGUUCCUGUUCCCAUCUGCGAAGUCAAGAUCAUCGACACUGAUACGCGAAAGGAGCUCCCCACCGGUAAAGUCGGCACGAUCCUGGCGCGCGGCUCCAACAUGAUGAAGGAGUAUUACAACAACCCGAAGGCCACCAAGGACGCCUAUGAGAGUGGCCGUUGGCUCGACACUGGUGACGCGGGAUACCUUGAUGAUGAAGGGUUCCUUCACAUUUCGGACAGGAUCAAGGACAUUAUCAUCCGCGGUGGCGAGAACAUCCCCUCCGAGGAAGUUGAGAACGCCGUCUUCCUCGACGACCGUAUUGCCGAGGUUGCCGCCGUGCCCGUGCCCGAUGACAUUCUUGGUGAACUGGUGGCCAUCGCCGUCAGUCUCAGGGCCGGUGUCAAAGCCACCCCGGAGGACAUCAAGGCGCAAGCUGCAUCUCGCCUCCGUGGUCCUGCCCGUCCCUCGUUUGUGGUCAUUUACGACGGGCUGCUUCCGCGUAACAUCAACGGCAAGAUGAUCAAGAUGGAGAUCAAGAAGACCGUCGGUGACCUGUUCGCGGAGACGAAGCAGGCCCCGAGGGCCAAGCUCUAG